CCUAAUGAGGAAUGUUGUUAUUGUGAGAGUUGAAACAACUUUGACUCUCUCAGAGAGUCACAAUUGUCACCGGUCUCUUGGUGAAAAUGUGGUCCUAGUUCUAACAGAAAUGUGUGCCUCUUCUUCGUAACAAAAGUCUUUUUUAUACUAUUAGGCAUUAGCUAAGGAAUUUGUACGAACCAGAUGGAAUCUUGUAACAACUUUUGUCUCAAAGUAAGCAAGAAUAUUGCCUACGACUCUUCCUCCCUACCAACUACUAAGUCGGUCAAACAGCCUCAAACUUCAAGGAUCUCUGCUACCCACUCUCUUUAAUAUCUAACCAACGAAGAAAAAUCAUCAGAGUAUGAUGAAAUAGCUAUAAAAGAGAAAGUAGCAGUGAACAAUUCUCUUCAUCUCGUAAUCCACAAGAAUUGGCAUCUCAUCUUCAAUAACAAUAGCAGUAGCUUAGAUGGAUAAAACUGCUACUGAUACUACUACUGCAGCAAAGGCAACGAAGAUAAAAAGGACGUCAUCAUCGGAGGUGAUGAAGUUGGCAACACUGGCUGUUGAAUUGAAUAUCACCGUCAGAUCAUCCAAUAUGCAUGUAACGAUGCAAGAGAAAGCCUUCAUCUUCACCAGAAAACUUCUAACUGUCAACAAAUCCAAUACAAAGAACACGAAGCCAACACCCACCCAGAUAGCUCUUGCGAUCAAGAAGGAGUUCGAUGCCUCUUAUGGUCCAGCAUGGCACUGCAUAGUGGGGAAGAGUUUCGGAUCGUUUGUGACUCACUCACCAGGUGGAUUCUUGUAUUUCUCUAUCGAUAACCUCUAUCUUCUUCUCUUCAAAACAGAGGUCCAACCAGUCAUACAGUGAUGGUCUCCAGUACUCCAGUGAAUAGCUCAGAACAGAAAAGCUAUGAUUCUUAACCAGUAGGUUACGUGGGGUUAGUGUUGUAGUUCUCUCUGCCUCUGGAUGAUUUACCAACAAGUACACUCCCACAAGCAGACAAUUUCAUCAAGUGAGGAAAUCAUGAAAUGAAGCUAAAUUUUUGAAUGUA
Messenger RNA from Papaver somniferum (opium poppy), 1037 nucleotides. Its product is annotated as dynein light chain 1, cytoplasmic-like. The record is from RefSeq and is a predicted model, not a curated record. NCBI's taxonomy places the organism in Eukaryota, Viridiplantae, Streptophyta, Magnoliopsida, Ranunculales, Papaveraceae. Gene Ontology annotation, cellular component: dynein complex. The transcript has 2 exons. Gene Ontology annotation, molecular function: dynein intermediate chain binding; dynein light intermediate chain binding. Gene Ontology annotation, biological process: microtubule-based process. The coding region runs from base 449 to 853 and encodes 134 amino acids.